This is a messenger RNA of Oryzias melastigma (Indian medaka), 3551 nucleotides long. It is a transcript of the gene klhl8, whose product is annotated as kelch-like family member 8. Gene Ontology annotation, molecular function: protein binding. The transcript has 12 exons. NCBI's taxonomy places the organism in Eukaryota, Metazoa, Chordata, Actinopteri, Beloniformes, Adrianichthyidae. The record is from RefSeq and is a predicted model, not a curated record. The coding region runs from base 524 to 2368 and encodes 614 amino acids.
GAGUCAGUCGAUUUAAAAACAGGGAUUUGUCUGGAUUGGUUUUCUCAAAUGGUAAAUGGUGGUUUUCUCCAUGGAAGCCUGUAUUUAUGUGUUGUACUUGCGUAGAUGCACAGCUGUGUGUGUUUUUUUUUUUUUAAUUUCUAUUCAGAUUCAGUGUAGCCACAUGCAAACUUGAGCUUGUUUAAAAAUGACUGAUUCAUAGUUUAGUAUCCAGUUUAUUUUAUUCAAUUAAAUUGGAUUUAGCUCAAAUGUUUGUUUUUUUUAUUGAUAAAAAUAAAGGUAAAAGAUGCAUUUGGUAAACAGUCUUACACAACUAGUGAGUUUUUGUUAUCUGCUUGUGUAAGUGAGUGGACUAGCAAUGAGCAGUGGUACACUGACUCUAUUCAGGGGCAGACGUAAGACUUGAGGGGUGUGGAGAAGUUUUGGUUUGGUUAUUUGGACUUAGUUUAAUCACUAGUCAAAGUCGAGACAUGCUGAAGAAAUUUUUCCUCUGACUCAGCAGUGUUGUUUCCAGUAACCUGCCAUGGCACCUGGAGACGUGGUGCCAGACCAUGCCAAGCAGCUGAAAUCGAAGGAUAAGCGUUCAGGAAACCGGACGUUCAAAGGAGAAUGUGAGCCUGAUGGGUCAUAUGUCUUCGAGGCUCAUGAAGCCUGGAAGGAAUUCCACAAUUCACUCAGGCAUUUCUAUGAAGUCGGGGAGCUCUGUGAUGUCACAUUAAAGGUUGGCAGUAAGUUGAUACCAUGCCACAAGCUGGUACUGGCGUGUGUUAUCCCUUACUUCAGGGCCAUGUUUUUAUCAGAGAUGUCUGAGACUAAGCAAGAUCUGAUUGAGAUUAAGGACUUUGACGGUGAUGCCAUUCACGAUCUCGUGCAUUUUGCCUACUCAUCUAAAAUCACCUUGACUGUAGACAAUGUCCAGCCACUGCUUUAUGCAGCCUGCAUCCUUCAGGUUGAGCUGGUGGCGCGGGCCUGCUGCGAGUACAUGAAAGCCCACUUUCACCCCACUAACUGCCUGGCUGUUCGAACCUUUGCUGAGAGCCACAACCGUGUGGAUCUGAUGGACAUGGCGGACCGUUACGCCUGCGAACACUUCACUGAGGUGGUGGAGUGCGAGGACUUCACGUGUGUGUCACCCCAGCACUUGCGUACAUUGCUGUCUUCUUCUGAUCUGAACAUCCACUCGGAGACGCAGGUGUACAACGCCGCAGUGAAGUGGCUGAAGGCGAACCCGCAACACCACGAGGCCUGGCUGGACCAGAUCAUGUCUCAGGUGCGCCUCCCUCUGCUGCCAGUGGAGUUUCUGACUGGAACUGUGGCAAAAGACGAGAUGAUCAAAGGCAACCUAAACUGUCGGGAUCUGAUGGAUGAAGCAAGGAAUUACCACCUGCACCUCAGCAACAAACUGGUCCAGGACUUUGAGUAUUCAGUCCGCACCAUCCCCAGGAAGCACACUGCAGGGGUUCUGUUCUGUGUGGGCGGGCGAGGCGGUUCUGGGGAUCCGUUUCGCAGCAUCGAGUGCUACUCCAUUACAAAGAACAGCUGGUUCUUUGGUCCUGAAAUGAACAGCAGGCGGCGUCACGUUGGUGUAAUAUCUGUUGGAGGAAAGGUUUACGCUGUGGGGGGUCAUGAUGGAAAUGAACACCUGGGAAACAUGGAGAUGUUUGACCCUCUGACCAACAAGUGGAUGAUGAAAGCCUCUAUGAACACAAAAAGGAGGGGUAUAGCUCUAGCUGCUCUCGGGGGGCCCUUAUAUGCCAUUGGCGGUCUGGAUGACAACUCCUGCUUCAACGACGUGGAGCGUUACGACAUCGAAUGCGACAGCUGGAGCGCCGUCGCCCCGAUGAACACGCCCAGAGGGGGUGUCGGAUCUGUGGCAGUGGGGAGUUACGUGUAUGCAGUUGGAGGAAACGAUGGGGUGGCUUCACUGUCCAGCGUGGAAAGGUACAACCCCCACCUCAACAAGUGGGUGGAGGUUUGCGAAAUGGGUCAGCGGCGCGCUGGGAACGGAGUCAGCAAACUUAACGGCUGCCUCUACGUCGUGGGAGGUUUUGAUGACAACUCGCCGCUGAGCUCCGUGGAGCGCUUUGAUCCUCGGAUGCACCGCUGGGAGUACGUCUCUGAGCUCACCACGCCGCGCGGAGGAGUCGGGGUCGCCACCGUCAUGGGAAGAGUGUUUGCCGUCGGUGGGCACAAUGGAAACAUUUACCUGAACACGGUGGAGGCUUUUGAGCCCCGAAUGAACAGGUGGGAGCUGGUGGCCUGCGUGUCUCACUGCCGCGCCGGAGCCGGGGUCGCCGUGUGCUCGUCCCACGUCAGCCUCAUCAGAGACGUGGGCCAGGGCUCCAGCAACGUGGUCAACUGCAUGUGACGGCCGCCGCACAACACUUCACACACUGUCACACAGCUGCACAAUCACACAACGCGAAGCACACGGACAGUCGGGUCAGGGCUGUUCCCGGCGAACACCAGCUCACGUUCCGUUAGCACAACAUAACUGGCUGAAGAAGCAGAAUCUGAAGUUGCACAUUCAGUUCAUGUUUCCAAACUCUUGCUGGUGUUCCUUGCAAUCAGUAAAGAAGUAUUUUGUACUGUAUGUUUUCUGUAGUUCGCUUUGACUUAGCUCUUUUAAAAGGGACUGUGCUAGCUGAGCCUUUGAUUUCACUCGGAUCGGUUAGCUGUAAAACGGACCAGUUUGAAAACUUUUAUACCCCUUCUUUUCUUAAAAAUGAUCAGAUUUAUAUUAACAGAUGUGACAAAUCAAUGCUUUGUAAGACAUUCAAACUGGAUUCCUCACCAGCACUGUCCACCCAAAGCAAAUGGGAUGGAAAUACAAGUCAAAUGUGUUUGAAUUAUCCUUCAAAUCUUUGGGACACGGCUUGGGGACUCGCACAGACUCCUACGAGUGCCACAGCUAAAACCCUCCAGUUCUACUGCCUCUACACUCCAAAUGACUCCAUUUACCUCCAUUUCAGCACUGAUUGGUGUCCGGAGACGAUUCCAGAGAUGCUCUUUCUCGGCUAAACGAACAAAACUUUGACUUGACCGGCUCAAACUCAAAGAUUCGAGGACUGUUUGAAUCGUCUUCACUUGGUUAUAAGAUGUAAAUGACAUUCAGAGAUUUGUGUUUGCGGUUAUCUUCAUUAUAUUUCAACAAAUAUAAACAUUUUUGUAAGUAUACUGAGGUGUAUCUUUGACAUAAUAUUAUGUAAUCCAUUGCUGUGCACUAUUUUCUUAGAAUAGAGUUGAAAUCGGAGUAUAUUUUUGCCCAGAAAUGGGAAAAAAAAACUUUAUGGAAUAAGUUUUCUUAUUUAACUUGCAAUUUACUGCCAUAAAUAAAGGAGGAAAUGUUGGUUAAAAGUUUGCAGAAUAUGCGUAGAGAUGACUGCCAUGGACUCUUUGUACAAAAUACUGUUGCACAUCCGAUUUGCCAGUCUAAAUGAUCGGUUUUACACCAAAAAGGUAAACUUUGGUGUAAUAUCUAGUGCUCCUUUUGACUGCUUUUGUCUUUAUGUAUUGAUAUACAUUCGUACAAUAAAGUUUUGUGUCCUUGA